Caenorhabditis briggsae is the source of this 612-nucleotide messenger RNA. The transcript has 3 exons. NCBI's taxonomy places the organism in Eukaryota, Metazoa, Nematoda, Chromadorea, Rhabditida, Rhabditidae. Bases 1 to 612 code for a protein of 203 amino acids. The record is from RefSeq and is a predicted model, not a curated record.
AUGCUCACACUUUCAGAAUCUCAGAAUCUCAGAAUCUCAGAAUCUCAGAAUCUCAGAACCUCAGAACUUCAGAAUCUCAGAAUCUCAGAAUCGCAGAAUCUCAGAAUCUCAGAAUCUCAGAAUCUCAGAAUCCCAGAAUCUCAGAAUCUCAGAAUAUCAGAAUCUCAGAAUCUCAGAAUCUCAGAAUCUCAGAAUCUCAGAAUCUUAGAAUCUCAGAAUCUCAGAAUCUUAGAACUCAGAAUCCUUUUCAGACCUCCCAAACUUUCAGAAUCUCAGAAUCUCAGAAUCUCAGAAUUUCAGAAUCUCAGAAUCUCAGAAUCUCAGAAUCUCAGAAUCUCAGAAUCUCAGAAUCUCAGAAUCUCAGAAUCUCAGAAUCUCAGAACCUCAGAAUCUCAGAAUCUCAGAAUCUCAGAAUCUCAGAAUCUCAGAAUCUCAGAAUCUCAGAAUCUCAGAAUCUCAGAAUCUCAGAAUCUCAGAAUCUCAGAAUCUCAGAAUCUCAGAAUCUCAGAAUCUCAGAAUCUCAGAAUCUCAGAAUCUCAGAAUCUCAGAAUCUCAGAAUCUCAGAAUCUCAGAAUCUUAGAAUCUCAGAAUCUUAGAAUCUCAGAAUCUUAG